AUGGCGGAUGGCGACAGCAAGGAUGAUAUCACACACCCAUCACAAUUCUGGGACGGACGGCCCGAGAAGAUGAUCUCCCUCCGGUUGGUGCUGGAAAGGUCCAUGACACAGGCUGCCCUGGCCGAAUACGACUCCUUGCACGAUGAGGAGGCUGCCUCACGCAUCCAGAGUUUGAAAACGAUCCAUCUAGACUGGCUGGGCAUUUCAGAGAUUUCUAGCUUGGAGCCCUUUGAGUCUGCUGAGGUUUUAUACCUUCAAGCCAACCGCAUUUCAAGAAUCGAGAACUUGGAUUGGAUGCCAAGGUUGCAGUUUUUGGCGCUGCAGUACAACAGAAUUGCCGUUGUGGAGAACUUGAUGUGCCUGCGUGACCUAGAGUUCUUGGACUUGUCCAAGAACGAGAUAGUGAGCUUUGAUGAGAAGGAGCUGCCACGGAAGAUCAAUAUGUUGAACUUCAGAGGAAACCUUUGCACUGAAGCCUCAGACUACAGGCCAAAGCUCCUGGCGCAUUUGUCUGAUUUGGUGAAACUGGAUGGCGAGCCGGUGGGCGAGGUCUCUGAACGCACGGAAGAAGCUGCCGUGGAUCCGGAGGAAGAUGCUCUUUUGAGACUUGCUCCAGGGCCUAACUCAGGUCUUGGAGCCUACUGGAUGCGAAAGGAUCUCUUUGCUGGUGUAACUGCAGAUGUGAAGGAGUAUAUCGAUGCUUAUUCGAUUGAAGCUUUAGCGAGCGACGACUUCAGUCAGAAGGCCGUGGACGCCGCAUCGCGGAGCCGCAAGCGGCGAGAGGCCACACCGCUUCCCACUCCGGCAGGUCUAGAGGAAGUUGUCCAGCGCUGA
Messenger RNA from Durusdinium trenchii, 834 nucleotides. The record is from the annotation of a GenBank genome assembly. NCBI's taxonomy places the organism in Eukaryota, Dinophyceae, Suessiales, Symbiodiniaceae.